Truncatella angustata is the source of this 962-nucleotide messenger RNA. RefSeq lists its product as uncharacterized. The transcript is spliced from 4 exons. NCBI's taxonomy places the organism in Eukaryota, Fungi, Ascomycota, Sordariomycetes, Amphisphaeriales, Sporocadaceae. Bases 207 to 740 code for a protein of 177 amino acids. The record is from RefSeq and is a predicted model, not a curated record.
AACUUUGUAACACGUCUGCCGCAGAUUCUACUACAAGGCCGGCUACGCCACAGUGCAAUAGCUGUGAGUUCUAUUACACAUUUCGCGACCUUGGACACCAAACCCGAGUUCUCUUCCCAUAAAACAAAACUGCCUCCAAUUCUUGGCGCAAUCGCUUGGUUCCUUUCAUUAUUCAUUCGUACUCGCCAACAGAUAAAUCUACCAACAUGUCUUCGUCGUGGCUCGUACCGCGCCAAAACAAUGGAAACCUAUCAGGCUCCGAAAACGAUAGAGAAGUCCCAUUCUGGUGGACGAGGACGGGCGUUAUCGUGAAGUGGUCCAUUUUCCUCGGCUUUACCGUUAUCUUCUUGGCAUGGAUCGUCGGGGGCUCUAUCCAUGCGAAGCGCCGUAUCAGAAAGGGUCUGAAGCCUCUAGGAUAUCAUCGUAUGUUCGUAUCCCGUAAUGAGCUGGCCCGUGUAGAUCCAGCCUACGCCUACCCUCAGGCGACGUACAUGCACUACCAACCCGGUCCCGGCUAUUAUGGCAUGCAGUCCAUGCCGCCGCCGCCGGUCUACGAUCCCAACAGGCCGCCAAUGUACCCUGGCGGCCCAAUGCCGAUGCCGCAGGGAAGCAGCAAGAUCGAUCCUGAACAAGCUGGUGGUGGCUAUGCCCCGCCUCCAGGACCGCCGCCGCCUGCUGCCCAGAACCCGCAGAGGACCGGUGGCAGCAACAACCCCUUUGCGGACCCGCCGAGGCUCUAGUCUAGAUCCAUGAUGGCACGAGUUGAGAGGUAGCGGAACGCGAGGGAUUGCUUUGAUUUGCGGGCUGACCUGUUGCAAGAAUUGACACGGGUGUACAUACUGCUGGAGUUUGGUACCACCAUAGAGAUUGCUGCUGGGUGGCUAAUGACCUGUAGAGCUAGAAUACCUGGCCAGAGGAGUGUAUACCGUGGCGCGUGAUCACUGCCAACUAGUCCGUAUGCG